Molecule: messenger RNA, 192 nt
Organism: Colletotrichum gloeosporioides
Lineage: Eukaryota; Fungi; Ascomycota; Sordariomycetes; Glomerellales; Glomerellaceae
Exons: 1
Coding region: 1-192 (63 amino acids)
Source: RefSeq, a predicted model, not a curated record
AUGGGGUCACAAGAAAACCGCAUCAACCAAGAAGGAAAAUGUCCACAGCCACGUACACAGAGGGAUUCAGACAUUGGAUCUCCCGGCAACAUUCAGAGACGCUGUUGUUGUGACACAUACUAUUGGAUACCAGUACUUGUGGAUCGACUCGCUGUGUAUCGUACAGAACGACCCAGAAGACUGGGAGCUUGA